UAUCAACAUUAAAUGAAAUUUUGAAAAACAUAGCAUAAAUAUAUUUAUAAAAAAAAAUUUUAAUACACAGAAAAGAAAAAUGCCGUUAACUAUGGCUUUUAGCAGAGCUUGUCUGCAGUGGACUGUUAUCGUUUUCAACACGCUAAGUCUGAUCAUUGGUAUAUUAUCGGUGGUCGCCUGCGUUUACGAAUUGGAAAAAUUCGCAGAAGGCUCAGCAGAACAUAUGGAAAAGAUUGUGCAACUGGCAGCGGCUUGUUUACUGGUGCUCUCCUCAUUCGUGGGCUGCUUAGGCGCUGUUAAUGGUUCUGUUAGAAUACUCUGCUGUUUCAUCACAAUGUUGAUAGCAUUGAUAGUAUCACAUAUAUGGAAAUUAUGGCAUUACAAUGAACAAAAACGUAUGGCAGCAACAGAGGGAUUGAUCACGGCAGCCUGGUUGACAGAACUUGUAACACCAGGCGCCAUGAAUGAACUGCAAGAAUCGUAUGAAUGCUGCGGCGAACAGAGCAGCCUAGACUAUAAGAAGCUAAAUGUUAAAAUUCCACUCACCUGUUAUCGCUAUCAGAAUGGUUUGCGCAGCGUUUAUCCAUAUGACGAAGGCUGCUUAGUUGCGCUAAAACGCGCAUAUCUGACUGUGUAUCGCUAUGAGCGAUUAGCGCAUGCACUACUCGUUGGUUUUGAGAGCAUAGGCAUAUUGGUAGCAUUGCUGUUAAUUUGCAAGUUGCUGACGAAGUCACGUAGAUAUAAUUAUUAAUAAUUUUCAGAUUGUG
This is a messenger RNA of Anastrepha obliqua, 767 nucleotides long. RefSeq names its product protein late bloomer-like. Bases 80 to 751 code for a protein of 223 amino acids. Gene Ontology annotation, cellular component: membrane. Lineage: Eukaryota; Metazoa; Arthropoda; Insecta; Diptera; Tephritidae. The record is from RefSeq and is a predicted model, not a curated record. The transcript has 5 exons.